AAAGUGCUGAUGUCAGCAGUUUUCAUCAGCAAUCCACGUGUUUGUGUGUGCAGAGAGGAGACGACAGCAACAGGAACACACGAAGACAAGGAGGAAGAGAGGACAACUUGACAAGAUGGGGAGGUUUGAUGUGGCCAAGCUGCGGUAUCUCGAUGCCAAGCAGCUGCGCGUCCUCCACGCGUGCGAGCUCGGCAUGCGGAAUCAUGAGCUCGUCCCCAAGGAGAUCCUCACAAACAUCACGAAAAUGAGGUCUGGAUCUUUGCACAAGGUGGUGAUGGAGCUGCUUCGCCACAAGCUCCUCGGCUACAACAACUCAAAGACAACAAAUGGGUAUCGCCUGACAACCCUCGGGUACGACUACCUCGCCCUCAAGACACUGGCAAACAGAGACGUUGUCCUCAGCGUGGGCAACCAGAUUGGCGUGGGAAAGGAAUCUGACCUGUUCAUUGUCGGCGGCCAGGACGACGUCCAGUAUGCCCUCAAAAUCCACCGGCUUGGACGCACGUCCUUCCGCAACAUCAAGAACAAGCGCGACUACCACGGCCACCGCAACAAGGCUUCGUGGCUCUACCUCUCCCGCCUGUCGGCCGUCAAGGAGUUUGCAUACAUGAAGGUGCUGUAUGACCGCGGGUUCCCGGUGCCGCAGCCCAUCGACUUCAACCGCCACAUUGUCGUCAUGGAGCUCCUGGACGCAUUUCCGCUCUGCCAGAUCAAGGAUGUCGACGACCCGGCCGAGCUGUACAGCCGGCUGAUGGCGCUGAUUGUGCAGUUUGCCGAGCACGGCCUCAUCCACGGCGACUUCAACGAGUUCAACCUCAUGAUCAGCGAGGACGGGCACGUGACGGUGAUUGAUUUCCCACAGAUGAUCUCGAUUGAGCACGAGAACGCCGAGUUUUACUUUGACCGCGACGUGCAGUGCAUCCGCACGUUCUUUGCAAAGCGGUUUGCGUUUGAGGCGCAGGAGUGGCCCGCCUUUGCCGACGUCAAGCGGGGAGAGGCCCUUGACAUCGAGACGGCCGCCAGCGGGUUCAUGCGCGAACUCCAACUCAGCGACGGCAUGCAGGAUGACGACGGCGCUCGGGGCCGUGGGAGGAGAGCACACAGCCGCGACGAUGAUGAUGGCGACGAUGAUGAUGAGCAGAAGGAUGGCAGUGGUGACGACCAUAAUGAUGAUAACGAUGAGGAUGCAAAGGAACAGCACGAGGAAGACGAGGAGAGUGGGGAGGCCACGAGUGCAGAUGCACCUUCGAAGACACAGGCGCACGCAGCAAGUACUAGCGGAGAGGGCGAAGACGCGAGUGGCCGCAGUGACGCUGAAGCAAACACGGACGACAACAAUGGCGAUGAUGAUGGUGAAGAAGGGAGCGCAGCGAAGCAACACGAACAUGAACAACAACAGGAGGAGGAGAAGGAGAAGGGGGCGACAGCGAAACAGCAAGGUGACGCCGUGGAAGAGGCGGAGAAGGACGACACAUUCGACGCUGGUGGCAAUGACGAUGAUGGUGACGAAGGCAGCGAUGAUGAUGAAGGUGAUGGUGAGUAUGUGAACACGAACCGCGACCGGCUUGUGUCGCGCAAUGCCACGGCGCCGCUUGCCCCGAGCCACGUUGCCCAGCGGUGGCGGCCGACGUACAACGACACGGGCAGCACGCGCGGACGCGGGAGCCGCAGCCAGAGCCGGAGCCGGAGCCGCCGCAGCCAGAGCCGGAGCAGAGGGCUUCUGCCGGAGCAAGCCACGGCGAGCCUGACGCCGGAGGAGAUACGGGAGCGGGUGGCGCAGGCGUACGGGCGGCGGCGGUUCAGGAAGGGGCAGGCGAAGAAGAGCAAGAGCAAGGACCCGAACAAGAGGGACACGCGCGCUACCGUCAACCAGACCAGCGGCUGGUGAUUCGAGAAGAUGGGGGGGGGAGCGUGUGUUGUGUGUUGUGUGGUUGUGUGUGUGUGUGUGUGUGUGUGUGUGUGUGUG
This is a messenger RNA of Salpingoeca rosetta, 1966 nucleotides long. Its product is annotated as atypical/RIO/RIO2 protein kinase. The transcript is spliced from 10 exons. Gene Ontology annotation, biological process: maturation of SSU-rRNA; protein phosphorylation. Gene Ontology annotation, cellular component: preribosome, small subunit precursor; cytosol; nucleus. Gene Ontology annotation, molecular function: ATP binding; protein serine/threonine kinase activity. The record is from RefSeq and is a predicted model, not a curated record. The coding region runs from base 116 to 1888 and encodes 590 amino acids. NCBI's taxonomy places the organism in Eukaryota, Choanoflagellata, Craspedida, Salpingoecidae.